UGAUUCUUACGAAUAAAUGUUUCAAUUAGCACCGUAUAAAACUACGGGAAACGUUUCUUGGAGCUAAAGACGAAAAUUAAAAAUAUCCUAGCUGUGGAAUAAAUUUUUAAAAAGAUAUCUGAAGAAAAAUGUUAAAGAAACCAAAGUUCUGGAAGCCAGGAGAGACAGCUCCAGGUCAGAGUUUGGAGGAGGAGAGAAAAUCAGAGCGGGAAAGUGACAGUCAAGUUGCUGUGUAUAAUCCAAAUGUUUCACUCUCAAUUGAACAACAGAGACAAAAACUACCUAUUUUCAAGGUGAGGAACCGCAUCUUGUACCUUGUUGAGAAAUAUCAGACAGUGGUUAUUGUUGGAUCUACAGGCUGUGGCAAAAGCACACAGAUUCCUCAGUAUCUAUUAGAGGCUCGUUGGUGUGAAGAGGGUCAUUUAAUUGGAGUGACACAACCUAGGAGAGUGGCAGCUAUUACAGUUGCAGGCAGAAUAGCAGAAGAGCGUGGAACAUUACUGGGUGGGGAAAUUGGCUAUCUCAUCAGAUUUGAUGACUGUUGUGAUGAAACAACAAGGGUCAAGUGUAUGACAGAUGGGAUGUUAAUCCGAGAGAUAAUGAAAGAUCCAUUGUUAUCAAAAUACAGUGUUCUGAUGUUGGAUGAGGUUCAUGAGAGGACACUAUAUACAGACAUCAUUCUGGGCCUUGUGAGAAAGAUUCAGCAGAAAAGGGAAGAUUUGCGUGUGAUUGUUGCAUCAGCCACAUUGGAUGCAGAGGAGAUUAAAGAUUUCUUCAACAGAAAUGAAACAGAAGAUGAAAGUCUUGAUAAAGCAGCUAUACUGAGCAUAGAGGGGAGAGCUUUUCCUGUUGACAUUCAUUAUACCAUAGAUCCUGUACCAGAUUAUAUUAAAGCAACUGUAGAUACCAUAGUGAAGCUGCAUCGCAAUGAGAAACAGGGAGACGUCCUAGCUUUUCUCACUGGCAUGGAAGAAGUAAACACAGUCACAAAAAUGCUGAUAGAAGAAGCUAAACAAGUAUUGAAACAGAAAGAUGCAGUGAGAAUGAAAAUAGUCCCCAUGCAUGGAAGCUUGCCUGCUGCAGAACAAAUGAAAGCAUUUGAAAGGACACCAAAGAAUUGCAGAAAAAUCGUGGUUGCUACGAACAUAGCGGAAACUUCUAUCACAAUAAAUGGCAUUGUGUACAUCGUUGACUGUGGCUUUGUGAAGAUAAGGACAUAUCAUCCCAAAACAGGAAUUGAAUCUUUAGUCAUAGUACCAGUGUCACAGGCUUCAGCUGAUCAGAGAGCUGGUAGAGCAGGACGUGUCAGAGCAGGGAAAGCAUAUAGACUGUAUACAGAAGCAGAUUAUGAUAAGCUGUCUGAGGCAACCGUCCCGGAGAUGCAACGUUCGGACCUUGCUCCAGUCAUACUACAACUCAAAGCUCUUGGUAUUGCCAAUGUGCUCAGGUUUCAUUUCUUAUCUGCACCUCCUGCACAGAACAUGGUUAGAGGCCUUGAACUUCUCUAUGCCCUUGGAGCUCUAGAUGACAGUGGAAAUCUUACAUCUCCUCUAGGUCUCAGAAUGGCAGAGUUUCCACUUACACCUAUGUUUGCUAAAAUGUUGCUUGUCUCAGGAGAAUUUGGUUGUUCAGAGGAAGCCGUUAUAAUUGCAGCCAUGUCACAGAUACAGAAUGUGUUUGUUACACCCACUGGAGAGAAACGUACAGCUGAUCGCAUGAGACGUAAAUUUUCAGUUGAAGAAGGGGACCAUGUCUCAUUAGUGAAUGUAUACAGGGCUUUUAUAAAGUAUGGGAAGUCGUCCAAAUGGUGUCAUGAGAAUCUGCUAAACUUUAAAGGCCUUGUGCGUGCCACAGAGAUCCGAGAACAGCUGUUGAGGAUGAUAAAAAAGUUCAACAUACCCAUUAUUUCCUGUGAAGAAAACAUUGAGCCUCUGUGUAAAUGUAUAACAGCAGGAUUUUUCGCCAAUGCAGCCAAGUUAGACCCCCAAGGUGGCUAUAGGACAGUGCGAGAUGACCACACCCUAUAUAUACAUCCAACAUCAGUACUGUAUAUAGAGCAUCCUCCAAAAUGGGUUGUUUUCAAUGAAGUUGUCCAGACAACAAAAGAUUACAUGAGAGAUGUCACAGUUAUCAAUCCUGACUGGUUAUGUGAACUUGCUCCAGAUUUCUACCAGUUUGGAACAGAGAGAGAAAUAGCAGCAAAGAGGGCAAGACAUGAUGAUCUUGGCUGACAGUGUUUGAAAGCAAUGAUGAUUUUGAAGUGCCUCUAAUUUUACCAAAGGAAUAUAAUUAUUAAAACACUAAGAGCAGUUACUACCUGAAACAAUACAAAAUUUUUGUCAUAACAAAAAAAAAAAGAAAUUAAGUUGUCUUUUUGUUAAUAUGCAAGGUGAUGUUUUCAAAUGUGUCAAUUUAUGACAUCACCAAUUCAGAACUCUGGCAAAUUUACGACAUGUUUUGUUUCGGCUUUUAAGUCAUACCAACACAGGUCAUAUGACUGCUUCCUGGCUUUAAUGGUGGGGGUAGACACCAGGUGCCCCUUCUGACAUUAUUUCAGACAUGUGAAGGUAGAACCAACAGCCCUUCAUGAGAUAGCUAGAUGGAUGGCUAUCUCCUGAUGAUGGGGGCAUUCGUUGCUGAGCGGUUAUGGUAGCUGACUUCAAAUCACUUGCCCUUCACUGAUAAAGGGUUCGAAACCUCACUUUAUGUGUAGAAUUUUUUCAUUUGAGGAAACCAUAUAUCUGGCUUAUGGAAGGUCACUGUUGAUGGUUCUACCCAAGUGCCCGCUCUUUCCUUAAAUAAUGCCAAGAGGGGCACCUUGGGUCUUUCCCAAAAGCAGGAAAAGUCAAUUUAUGUCUUAAAUUGAGUCAUUGUAACUUCAGCAAUUUAGUUUCUAAGACACAACCGUGACAACCAAAUGAUAUUGUUUAUGAAUCUAUGUUGCAUUCCUUUUGACAGUUGUAGCAUAUAUAAAUGUAAGAACAAUUCUUGCACUUUUGCGCUUGCAUUGAAACAAAAUUUAUUGAGCAGUCAACAUUUCCAUCAUGUAAAUGACGUCUAAGCAAUUGUUGUACUCUGACUAUCUACAGGUGCAUUUAAUUAUAUAAGAAUAUGCCUAUUAUAUA
Mercenaria mercenaria is the source of this 3125-nucleotide messenger RNA. RefSeq names its product probable ATP-dependent RNA helicase DHX35. The record is from RefSeq and is a predicted model, not a curated record. Gene Ontology annotation, molecular function: RNA binding. The coding region runs from base 129 to 2231 and encodes 700 amino acids. Gene Ontology annotation, cellular component: catalytic step 2 spliceosome; intracellular anatomical structure. Lineage: Eukaryota; Metazoa; Mollusca; Bivalvia; Venerida; Veneridae. The transcript has 25 exons.